This is a messenger RNA of Episyrphus balteatus (marmalade hoverfly), 1613 nucleotides long. RefSeq names its product leucine-rich repeat neuronal protein 1. Lineage: Eukaryota; Metazoa; Arthropoda; Insecta; Diptera; Syrphidae. The coding region runs from base 95 to 1483 and encodes 462 amino acids. Gene Ontology annotation, cellular component: extracellular matrix. The transcript has a single exon. The record is from RefSeq and is a predicted model, not a curated record. Gene Ontology annotation, molecular function: protein binding.
CCUUGUCGUAGUUUAUUCUCAUUUAAGUUUCUCCUAUUAAUCGUCCAACUUGUUUAAAAUAAAUCAACACGUCUUAAAAAUUCAAAUCUUAAUAAUGAUUCGGUUAUAUCUUUUAACCAUUUUAUUUAUCAUCUCGGUUUCGGUGAAUUUCGCCGAAGAAGAUGUUCUUUUGGCAAGUUUGUGUCAUCCAACCGAAUAUCGUUCGCGAAACACUUGUGACUGUAGUAGCGAAAAUGAAUCACCAUGGGGUGUUCCAGCUGUCAAAAUCGACUGCAGCUUCAAGAACUUGAAAUCUAAAGAUUUUCCUGGCGAUGUUCUCCCUCUGUAUUCCAAUACACUCGAUAUAUCUUGGAAUACAUUAGAAUAUGUGCCAAGUUUUGAAAGUGAUAGUCUUAAAAUUCUAAAUGCUAUGCAUAAUAAUAUUUUGGAAUUAGUGGAGAAUAACUUUCAACAUUUAACAAUGUUGCAGGAACUUUAUGUUAGUUGGAAUGCCAUACAAACAAUUUCAUCAAAUGCAUUUGAAGAUUUAAAAUAUCUUCAAGUCUUGGAUUUGUCACAUAAUAAUGUCAAACAAAUUGGAUUUAAUGUAUUUGGUUUUCUUCCUUCUUUAAAUAAACUGGAUAUGUCAUGGAAUCGACAGUUGAACAACUCAAGUGAUCUUCAGGCGGCUGAUUUUUAUUUACAAUUUGGAGUUUGUUUGAAACUGGCAACUUUAAAAUUAGAUAAAUGUGGCUUGAAGGAAAUCAAUUUGCCCGAAAAAGCUUUACUAACAUCAUUAAGCUUGAGGGAUAAUGAACUCGAGAGGAUACCAUCUGUUUUGCCAUUGACUUUGAAAGAAUUGGACUUUAGUGGAAAUCCUUUGUCAAGUCUAUCAGAAAGUCAUACGAAAAAACUAACAGGAUUGGAGAUUCUUUUCUUCGAAGACAUGCCAUCACUUACAACAGUUGAAAUGAAUUCUUUGACACAUUUAACAAAGUUAAGAGCUUUAAGUUUCCAAAACUGCAGACAUCUUUCAUCAUUCCAUGAAUUUGCCUUCGGAGAGCAACCAACCAAUCGAAGUUUGGAAGUCUUGAGUUUCCGUGGAUCUGCUUUGCGUUCAUUCAACGAAACACUUCUUCCAGUAUUUCAGCAAUUAAAAGAAAUCGAUCUCAAUGGAAUGCCAUUGAAAUGUGAUUGUGACAUGGUUUGGAUAAAAGAGCUGAAAGUCGAUACCAAUGGACGAUGUAUCACUCCAUCUAGAUUGCGUGGUGUCAAAUUGACCAAAGUGCAAAAGAAAGACUUUUCAUGUGACCGCUGGCCAAAAUGGGUUUACGCUUGUUUGAUUCUUCUAACACUCAUUCUUUGUACAGCUGGAAUAAGUUUGGUUGUUAUUGGACUUCGUCCGAAAUCGAAUAGGGUUUCGAUGAGGAGGAAAAUUGGAUCAAAUAGUCCUUAUGCAAGAGUUACAAUCGAGCCAAAUCGACAGGACAACAGUUAUUAUUAGAAAUUGUGUUAAAAUUAGUCUAAGUUGACAUUUUUUUUAUUCUUAGUAAGUGUACAUUUACUUGGUAUUGUGUGCGUGAAUUUAAGUUAUUAAUUUUGUAAACGUAAUAAAAAAAAAACAGAAAUAAAUG